Molecule: messenger RNA, 1968 nt
Organism: Cladophialophora bantiana CBS 173.52
Lineage: Eukaryota; Fungi; Ascomycota; Eurotiomycetes; Chaetothyriales; Herpotrichiellaceae
Exons: 5
Coding region: 1-1968 (655 amino acids)
Biological process (GO): DNA-templated transcription
Molecular function (GO): DNA binding; zinc ion binding
Source: RefSeq, a predicted model, not a curated record
AUGAGCACAAUUGUCAGGCAUUUUCUCCCCGACGCUGUUCUGGAUAAGGAGAGCCUCCGGCAACUUGUGACGCAGCUGCACCAAGAUGACAACAACCGCAGCAGUAAUGACAGCAAUGACAAGAACACAACUCCUGCCAACAAUACAUCGAGCGCAGCAGACUGUCAUCAUCAAACGCAAGUCGGUGGGGUCAAUACAGGCUUGCGAAGUCCACUACCAGCAACAGCUCUAGUUGAGGCAGGUCUACUUACGUCCGUCGAAACCGCCGUCCAGUUACAGCCUGCUUCAAGAAGAUCCCCAGACCGGACGACAUCAGAGCCUUACCUGCAGCGCUAUGACUGUCCCAAUGAACUGGAACAGGGGGAUGCCGGCCUUGAACCAGUUUCGGCGGCGAAGCUGGCCGAGUAUGCUUGCCACCACUCAAUAUCAGCAUUCGAUGCGGCACAGACAUGCUCACCAGAGAGCACCAGAGCUUCUUGGACAAGCGAAACAGAGCCGACCGAGAGCAUGGCUCGUGUGGAAUUGAUGAAUAUUACAAGAUACGACAGCGGCACCAGCUGGACUGCGUUCUUCCGCAAAAUACAUUCUACUAAGGGGCCCAAAUAUAGCGACGCGCUCGGGGGCUCUGUCUUUAGGUUCGAUGAGCUGACUGGCAGCAAGCAAGUCGACCAAGUUCAGCCUACAGAUCUCCCACCCAGGGCCGAGUUUGAGCGAGCGUCCUUGAAGUUCUUCGCCGAGAUCAAUUGCGUAAACUAUAUUUUGAGCUAUGAGCAGUUUUACGUCUAUAUGUCCGACUGCUUGGAUCAAAGGCACCCGCUCAGCCAUGGGGUAUUCAUGCUCUUGUGUUUGAUACUCUCAUUUGACUCCAAGUACGAGGAGUUCUUUUCCAAGGCAUGUGAACAUGUUGAGUAUACAUUUGAGGAAGGAAGUAUAGCCAGUGUAGAGUCUCUAAUGCUUCUCGCUUUGUGCCGGCUGAACAGAGAUCAGAGAAACUUGGCCUGGAUCACUCUUGGUUGCGCGUCCAGGAUUGCGCAGUCGUUGGGGCUGCACUUGAAGGAAUCGUGCUGGGAAGAAAAGUCUCCUUCUAUUAUUGAGAGUCGAAAACGUUUAUGGUGGUCUCUUUACGACCUGGAAAUUUGCCUCGCAUAUCGUCUUGGAAGAAACCCCGGGAUCAAUCCCGCAUUCUGCAGUUUGGAUAUCCCGUCUCAGGCGAUGUUGAACAUGACUCCAUACACUCCUCCAGAUUACCACAGAGCCGUCGCUCAGCUGAGCAAGAUCACUUACAUGAUAGUACAGGACCUAUACGGGCCGAGGGCGGCGCAAAUCUGCCUUGACAGUCGUGCCGAGGAGAUUUUGAGUGACAUACAGUGCUUUUGGAACGGAUUGCACGAGUAUCUAAAGCCCGGGGCCCCGUUAGCCGCAUCUCAUAGUCGGGCCGUCCACUACCUCGGACUCCGCUAUGAGUACACCAUUCUGGUUGCGACAAGGCCGUCGGUGGUCUCUUGUUGGAAGUCCUUCGGCUCUUGCAGCGACCGCUUGAUGCAACGUGUACAACUGUGCGAAGCAGCCAACAGAAGGUCCCUCUUACUCCUCAAGAGAAUGGCUCAAGAAGGCUUAUUUAGUCAACAAAACUUCCUGGAUGCGACUUAUGUGCUUGCCAACGCUCUGAUUUUGCUGUUGAGGCUCGUCAAAGACCCUUCAAGAGAACUCCUCAUGGAAGCGGAUGAAUAUUGCCUCCUCAUCGACAUGACCCAGCAUCUGAACAUCGGCAGGGUGACAAAACGUCAUUUCGAAGAGACCACACGUGAAAUAAGGUCAAGACUUGGCUUAGGAGGAGAGUUGAGCACUUCGAGAGAUAUGUCCGUAAAUGAGCUUCUCGAGAACUUUAUGGGCGUGAAUGAAUGCAUAUGGCCGACAUGGCCUUUCAAUGAUGUUGACGAGGUGGACUUGACCACGGCCAUACCUUGA